UGCAUAAAGGCUCGUGGAAACCAAUUAUUUGCUUCCUCCUUCAGCCUGCGUCUCUCCAACUCCGCACCGUGCGACCCUCUCUCUCUGCUGUGGAAGUAUAUGUGUGAAUAAGCACCGUGUUAUAGCUUAUAGCCGCUCUCCCACACAUUUUCUAGAGUUUAUCUCUUUUCAUCCAAUUUCUACCCUCUACCAAAUUUAGGACAUCAUCAUGGCCGAUGCUGAUCAGCCCUGGGGCCGACGCCUCGUCAUUUGUUGCGAUGGUACCUGGCAGACCAGUGUCAGCGAAAAGGAGAAUGUCCCCUCGAACGUCACAAAAUUAUGCCGCCUCAUCAAGCGGUACAGCGAGAAAAAGACAGACAAGGCCAGAAACUGGCACCAACUCGUGUACUAUGACAGUGGCAUCGGAACUGGCAGCCUAAGUGGCGUGGAGGCCGCUCGUCAGGGCGGCACAGGUGCUGGUCUCAUGGAGAACGUGAUUGAGGCAUACAACUUCAUCGUCCUGAACUACCAAGAGGGCGAUGAAAUCUUCUGCUUUGGGUUUUCACGUGGGGCGUUUACUGCACGCGCAGUAUCCGGGUUGAUCGCAGACAUCGGUGUUAUCAAACCGCUUGAGAUGCAGUACUUUCCACGGAUUUACCGUGCCUACAUGAGGUACGGCAGCGAGGAAACCAAGGACCCCAAGACCGGCAAGAGCAUUGGUAUUCAGGCUGCGAUUGACGCUAAGGCGGGCAAAUGCUUCCGCGAGUCUGAUGAAUGGAAGAAGCUCAUCAACUUGGGAACUUUCAUUGACCAGCCGCCUACUGAUGCCAGUCGCCAGAUCAAGGUCGUCGGUGUCUGGGAUACUGUGGGUAGCUUGGGCAUGCCAGACUUGGCGGGUCAGAACCUCGGAGGUCUGCGAAAGAAGUAUGGAUUUCACAACGUCAAGUUGUCAAGCCAUGUCAGUCAUGCAUACCAUGCUCUAGCUCUGGAUGAACGCCGAUCGGCUUUUCGACCCACUCUGUGGUACAUUGAUGCGAAUUCAUUCAAAAAAGGCGGCUCGAACGAAGGCAAAACUAUGCCCGAGUUGAAGCAAGUCUGGUUUCCUGGUGUCCAUGUGAACUGCGGAAGAAUGGGCCGCCGCGCCCACGCCGUCCUGGGCACGAGCAGAUGGAGAUUGAAGGCGAGUGGACCGACAUCAAAGGUCGUCGCGACGCACCGACGGGCUUCAAGACACACGAGUACAUCCACCCGCUCGUUGAGUACCGGCGCGCGGUGCUUACGAAGUGGGACAAUUGGGCCUGGGAGACGGCGCACCCGCUUAGAGACUGGCGGCGCGCGGUACGGACCGAGAGCGACGGGAGUGCGCGCCACUGGUGGUACAGGCCUGGUGGGGAUGACGAUGAUAGGCUGCCCGAGUGGUGCGUGUUGCCUGACACCAAGGUCGAGAUUAACUAUGAGCGCACGUGGUACAAUGCCACCAAGCAGAUGAACUCAAAGAACAGUAAGAAGAAACAGUUGUUGACUUACUUGGAGGAUCUGGAUAAGGAGAUCAAGUUCGAGCCGAAGAGGAUGAACGAGUGGGAGCUGUAAGCUACACACCCACAGGAAUUCCCUAGUCCUUACUUGUCUUGGGGAAAAUGGAAAUUGGGCAAGGUGGGUUGAGGAGAAAUUGGCUUUGAGGUGUAAGAAAAGCG
This is a messenger RNA of Boeremia exigua, 1673 nucleotides long. RefSeq lists its product as uncharacterized. The transcript is spliced from 3 exons. NCBI's taxonomy places the organism in Eukaryota, Fungi, Ascomycota, Dothideomycetes, Pleosporales, Didymellaceae. The coding region runs from base 209 to 1468 and encodes 419 amino acids. The record is from RefSeq and is a predicted model, not a curated record.